AUUCACCGUCAAGAUGAUGCGAUUACCGGGAAUGCCCAUGCUGCCAGGAGCACAGUUCUAUGACCGUGGCAAGCGUCGCCAUCCGCGGCAGCAGACCCUGAUGCACUACCAGGGUAUUCAGAUGCUAUCCGACCGCCGGGAACCGGAACUGGUGGAGCCCGAUGGCAUUGUGGCCGAUCCCAAAUGCCCGCCCGUGCCUGCCCAGAUCAACAGUCUGUGGGCCCCCAAGGCUACCACCAAGCUGCCACCUUGGUUGGCCUAUGAUAAGCAAGUGCUUUGCUUCAGUGCCUACUUCAAGGAGAACCUCACUGAGAUCUACCAUGCCCCCUACCAGGUGCGUAAGGUUAAGAUCUACUUCUACCUGGAGGAUGGUACCAUGCAGGUCACCGAGCCAAAGGUGGAGAACUCUGGUAUACCUCAGGGUUGCCUGGUGCAUCGCCAGCGUAUUCCCAAGGCUCCGCCCACCGAUCGUGAGUUCAUCUCCAUCUUUGACCUGAAUGUGGAUAUCGAUGUGCAGAUCUUUGAUCGGAUCUACCACAUCAGUGGAUGCGAUAUCUUCACGCGACAGUUCCUCAAUCGAGCCGGAAUCUUUGUGCCUGAAACUCAGCAGGAACCAAGUGAUCCCACCACGGAAAUACGCAAGCGUUCUGGUCUGAAGCAGACAGCGAGUUCCUGUCCUUCGGCUCUGCCCAAACGUCAUUCCUUUGCCCAGUUCUUGGAGUUCGAUCGGCGUGUGCUCAAGUUCCAGGGCUAUUGGAAUGACCGAAGCGAGUUUGGGGAUGUGCGAAAGCUGGAGAUAUGUUACUAUCUGGCAGACGACACCAUUGACAUAAAGGAGAAGUUCCCACGGAACUCGGGACGUGAGGGACCCAGCACUUUCCUUAAACGUGGCAAGCUGCCCAAGGAGUUUACGCGUCUUCCCCUGCCGGGCCAACAGACGGCGGUGACACUGCUCAAUAUCCUGGGCAAUAAUAUGCGUGAUGUGCGUUACGUAGCCGACCCGUUGAACACGGGACAGAAGCCCUUGCAUUACUACAACGACCAGGAUCUGCAAAUUGGAGCUGUACUGAAUGUAUUUGGUAGGUCAGUGGUCCUUACGGGCUGUGAUCAGUUCACCCAAAGCUACUACAGGGAAAAGUAUGGAAUCCAGGAGUUCGAAUCACAGCCCAUUCCCGAGCGCAGCGAUGUACGACCAUACACUCAGGGCGGUGGUAUGGCAAAGCGUCGCCUGCCUCCCUACAAUGGCUGGGGCAGUCACGAGGACUCCGAGGGGAAUUGCAUCACAGUGGAGCCCAAACCACCGCAGGCUGACUUUAAGAAGCUGUUCAAAUACGACGGCUGCAUCCUACGCUUCGGGGCCAAGCUUAUCUCAGCCAUUCGGGAUAAUGGUGAGCGCGAGUUUAUCAUCAGCUACUUCCUGGCCGACGACACGGUCCAGAUCUACGAGUCAUCGCGUCGCAACUCGGGCUUCCUGGGCGGCGAGUUCCUCAAAAAGGCACGUGUUCCACUGCCGGGCCAAGAUAUGUUUGCCUCCUCGCGACCGGAGUACUACAAAGCCAAUGAUUUUUACAUAGGACGCACCAUGACCCUAAAGGAUCACAUCUUCCACAUUGUUUCGGCCGAUGAGUUCACUCUGAUGUACAUGGAGCAGCAUCCCAGCGAGUUCCCCGUGGCAGAUAUCCAAAGGAUCAUGCAGAAAAUCCGCGAUGCCGUGCGUCCCCAUUAUAAGCAGUUUGUUCUCCAAUGCAAGCCGGAUGGGGAUCUCGGUGACUUAACCACCGUGAGCUUUGACACACUGCGAUCCACUCUCCUGUUGUACCUGUCCAAGGAUUGCCUGCUCAACCACGAAAUAGUGACCGUGUGUCGCUACUUCUCGGCUGAGCAGGCAAUGCCUCCCAGCUGCGACAGGAACCGAGUGCGGGCAGCAGCCCAACUGGAGCUCAAGCGAGCUCUGUGGAAUAGCGUGGAUGAGUUGAACGAUCACCUCAGUCACAUCAAUCCGGCCUGCAAGCCGUACAUCAGCGAGGCCCAGGUUCGAUCCACCUUAAGAGGCUGCCGGCUGCCCUUCAGUCUGGAGCUGGUGGAAGACAUACUAAUGGUGCUGCAGCGUAAUGGACAGAACGAGAUCGAAGUACGCGACUUUCUCGCCUUCUUCAAUAUGCGCAGCGACCAGGUUCCGGAUAUUGCUCCCCUCAACAUCGCCUUUGAGCUUUGCCCCAAGCUGCCGUUCCUACACAAAGGUCGACUAGUGGACUUCACCUGGUUCUUGGCCUAUCUUGGUCUGGAGGAGGAAAUGAAGCGGGCCAACAGUUAGGAAUUAGCAGGCAGGAGAGCUUAUCAAAAAUUGCAUGUAUAUACAGAAAAAAUUCGUGGCAAUAUAACUUUCGGAAUGGUGAACUUUGUGCUUAA
Molecule: messenger RNA, 2409 nt
Organism: Drosophila serrata
Lineage: Eukaryota; Metazoa; Arthropoda; Insecta; Diptera; Drosophilidae
Gene: Efhc1.2
Product: EF-hand domain containing 1.2
Biological process (GO): regulation of neuron projection development
Cellular component (GO): microtubule
Source: RefSeq, a predicted model, not a curated record